Molecule: messenger RNA, 2575 nt
Organism: Protopterus annectens (West African lungfish)
Lineage: Eukaryota; Metazoa; Chordata; Ceratodontiformes; Protopteridae
Gene: L3HYPDH
Product: trans-L-3-hydroxyproline dehydratase
Exons: 5
Coding region: 384-1421 (345 amino acids)
Molecular function (GO): hydro-lyase activity
Source: RefSeq, a predicted model, not a curated record
UAAAAACAAAACCUUUAAACUUAAAUUCUACAAACUUACCCAUUUUACUCCAGCUGUUUAUUUGUUUUCUGCAUACAGUAAAUCGAACGUUUUUUUAAAUUCUGUUCAUAAUCCUUACUAUUUUCCGGGUUGCAGUUAAGUUAUCACGUGACAUGCAGCAUCUACGGCAAGAACGCAAGUUAAAAAGUAAACUUGCUUAGUUGGCAUUUCUACAUUGCGACUCAGAACGCUGAGUAUUAUUGUGUUUCGUGUUGCAAUGUAUUUAUGUCCUUACCCAGUUUUGACUUUUUAUAAAGAAUAUAUAUUGUUCGUUUGCCAAAUCAUUUAAGGGAGUUAUAGUCAUCUAGUUUUUGGUUACUUUUAUACUUGGUGACUUACAAAACAUGGAAGUUUUGAAGAUCCCACCUCACGAUGGUCCCAUUUUUUCAGUUGUGGACAUGCACACAGGGGGAGAACCACUUCGAAUAAUAUUAAGUGGUUAUCCUGAAAUAGAAGGGGAUACUAUUUUGGCAAAGAGACGUUAUAUGCGUGAGAAUUUUGAUCACCUGCGCCAAGUGUUAAUGUUUGAACCUCGUGGACACUAUGACAUGUAUGGAGCACUUCUUGUGAAAAGUGAAAUACCAGAAGCUCACCUAGGUGUUCUUUUCAUGCACAAUGAAGGGUAUAGUACCAUGUGUGGGCAUGCUGUAAUCGCACUCGGGAGGUUCGCCAUUGAUUAUGGUCUUGUGAAAAUGUUGCAGUCACCAGAGACUCAAGUGAAUAUUCACUGUCCAUGUGGACUUGUUAAGACUUAUGUGGAAUAUGUACAUGGAAGAAGUGGAAGGGUGAGAUUUCAUAGUGUACCUGCAUUUACUUUUUCAACUGAUUUUUCUGUUGAUGUUCCUGGUCAUGGGAAGGUGACAGUUGAUAUUGCCUAUGGUGGUGCUUUUUAUGCGUUUGUCUCUGCUGCAAGAUUUGGGCUGGAUGUAUGCUCCUCGAUGACCAGGGACCUUGUUGAUGCAGCAUCAGCUGUAACAAAUGCAGUAAAAGCACAGGUGAAGCUUUAUCAUCCAGAAAGUAAAGACCUUGCAUUCCUUUAUGGUACCAUAUUAACAGAUGGAAGUGAUGAAUUUUCCGAAGAACCAACUGCCAACAUAUGUAUAUUUGCCAAUGCUCAGGUUGACAGAAGUCCUACAGGUUCUGGAGUAACUGCUCGAAUUGCUUUGCAAUACCACAAAGGACACAUUCAGUUAAACCAGACAAGAACAUUUAAGAGUGGCACAACUGGUUCAAUUUUCACUGGAAAAGCUAUAGAGGAAACCCAGUGUGGUGACUUCAAGGCAGUUGUUGUGGAAGUUUCUGGAAAAGCUCAUUACACUGGGAGUACAAGCUUUGUUCUUGAAAACGAUGACCAUCUGAAAAAUGGUUUUCUCCUGACAUGAUCUCAAGCAAAUGGAUAGGACUGUUUCAGAGAAGAAAAGCAGCAGAAAACAGAUAUUUGAUUGAAUCUACAAAUCUCCGUAUUACUGCAGAAAUAAAGGACAGAGAAGUUGCAUAAUAAACCAUUGUUUGGUUAGCAAAAAAGAAAGUUUAGAACAUAAAUAAUCAGUAGGCUUUAGAAAUACAGAAAGUAUUGACAGACUGAACUAUUAAAAUACUGAGAUGCAAAAGUGAGGCAUAAUUUGGAAAAAGACAUGAGAAGUGCUGUACUUACACGACUGAAAAUGUGUUACAGUACUACAUUUUGCUCAUGUGAUUAGUAUACUUUUGUAACUGCCUUUUGUUUUUUGCAAAAGAAAAUAUCUAUAUUUUAACCAGUAACCUGUCAUCUGUCCCAUUUUAUACAGUGUUGGUAUGCAAGUGUUUGUGUCAGCCAAGGGUGCAGUCAGGCAUACUGUGUACUCAUCUAAGUACAGUUUGCCAAGUGCUUUGAGGAGAAUUUUUUUUUUACAGAAGCUAAAAGCUCUCUAAUACUACUUUCCGCAUACAUAAAUGUACAACUUAGUCUGUAGAUUACUUGCAUAAAGGUAAGAUGGCUACCAAUCUAAAAAGAACAUUUUAUGGCUGUAGGAGACAUGAAAUAUGUUUCUUAAGUAUACAGUAUUUUGUGAGAUGGUUACUUUUUUAAAUACAAAACAGGGUGGGAGUUGAGGGCAAAGUGUGAAGUUAUUAGCACAAAAUGUAUAUUUCCUACUACAUGCUAGUCUCAAUUGAGCAGAUAAUCCAACAGUAGCUAGACUUUGUGCCUUUCAGUAAGCUAUUAUUAUUUCCUACACAUUUAUUGCAUAGUGUUUCUGUGUAUACUCCUUUUAGCCUCAUUGUAUAACAUAAUAUACUAAUUACCUGCUUAACUAUAUUCAGUUUUAUGUUUUUAAAUGUGGUCCUGUCCAGUAUCUAGUUUCAUGUGGGCAGAGAGGUAUGCUAAAGGAAAAUGUUCCAGGAGUUAAUACUGCUUUUGUGAACUAGAUUCAUUGUCACAGCAGAUGUAAUCAGUAUCAUCUAUAGUUCUGUCUAGAAAGGUGAUUGCCGUCAUGCUGUACUGGUAUAUAUACCUAAUAAGUAAUUAAAUAAAUAAAAGAAGUGGUAAGACAGAGCA